UGGCUUCAUUCGAGAUUACUAUGUUGUGAGGUCUUAUUCUCCGACUUCAUCCUGCUCCUUUCUGUGUGAUUAGUAUAUGCGAUAGCCACCUUGCCAUCCUUCCGUUGUCAUAAAUAAAACAUCAAUAUCAUGAGAAUAUUAUCAGGUAAGAAAUGUUUUACAACAUGCCCAGUAAUUUCAACUCAUUGACAUUACAGCAAAACAAAAGAUUUGAAGACAUAGUUUGAUAUCAAAAUAAUUACCGAAGAAAUCAAGAAGUAAUCGCUGGCAGACGUUGUCUUUUCCGCAAAUAUGAGAGACCCCUUACUACAAAUGGCGGGCCUACCAGGAAUGAGAUCUCUUGGAAACGGUCCACUCCCUGACGACGGAGUUGAUCGCACACCAACCGAAAGAUACCUUUACAACACCUUGGAAUUAUACGACAGUAAAAAUUGGUCGAAAGAUUUCCUAUCGACUGACGGACGAGUAAGAUACAUGGAACGCAGUAACUUGGCUCCCCUUUCAGCAAACAAAGAUACGUUCCUUGGUCUGCCUUGCGAUCACAAAGAUGAAUGGCAUAUGGGUUUAACUCACUUCACCUGCCCAUCAGUUACAAGAUUUAUUCCCUGUGGACAAAAGUUGCUUCUUAAGGGUCUUAUGCUUCUACCUUUGCCAAUUAGAGAAAUUAUCUAUGAAUAUGCCGUUCAUCAUGAGGGUCUUCUAAGUUGGGUUACCACGAAUGAUAUAUCGACAUCCACAUUAAAGGCCAAGAAACCAGUUGCUGAUUUCGCCCAGGAGCGGUAUUAUGGGGUCCCUACACUCGAAGAUAAGAUUCAGAUAACCACGUGCCAUGCAAUGGGAGAGUUUUGUUGGGUAAGAGGGUUUGCCGAAGCGUUGCGAAGACGAGAAAACGACGGUAGCCAAGAGGCGAAAGAGGUUUUGAUCGAUUUUCUCGGGUUCCUCAUCCCACGUGUCGUGUGGUGUGUGAAAUGUUGCAACCAGCAGUGGACGAGUGAUCGUAAUGGUCCUAUCAUUGAGUUACUCUUGCAGAAGUCUUUGACGUGGUUGAAGAGAAACAAAUUGUUUCAUCCCUGCAUAAAGCAUAUCUCUAUAGAUUUCGACCCUAGAGAUGAAUUUAAUGUACCAUUUUUUGAGGAUUUUGUUGCUUUAUGCCGGUAUAUAUCAAGCGAUCUUCCCAACCUUGAUUCUGCAAUUAUCUGGUUGACGAUUGCUGAAGAUGAUUUCCAGGAGGUCUUGAAGUCUCCAAUGAGGUUCUCUUGGGUCCGAUUUUUUAGAGAAUUGCGAAUUAAGAAGGUUGAAAUCUGCCCGAUUUUGACCAAAUUGGGAGAAUCAGACGAGUCCAGGAGGUCUAGGUCACGAUAUGCCAUCAAUGUAAGGACUUCUUACUUUUGGGAUUUCCAUCAUGCUAUGCUUGGUUUAAGGAGCCUCCUUAUCAAUGAUUCGAAUAAUGAGAGAGAGUUAAUCACUCAUAUAUUGACCCCAGGUUCCAAGCUUUGGGGCUAUACUGAUGACAUUGAUGACGAUGCCUACAUCUCAUUAAAGUAUAUGGAGAGUUGGCUUAGCUACACUGAUGAUAUUGCUGAUGACGCUUACAUUUCACUACAAUUUAUGGAAGGAUGGAACGAGAAACCCCUCAAGCCGCGUUGCUUUAGAAUGAUCGAAAAUCUUUGCAAACUUUUAAGAAUACGAAGAUAUCAAUUGCCUCGCCAAAGUCCUCCCCAAAGUCCUCCCCAUCAACGAUUCCACAGCAAAUGGCUCCGUGGGUACCACUAG
Messenger RNA from Botrytis sinoallii, 1773 nucleotides. RefSeq lists its product as uncharacterized. Bases 292 to 1773 code for a protein of 493 amino acids. The record is from RefSeq and is a predicted model, not a curated record. The transcript has 4 exons. Lineage: Eukaryota; Fungi; Ascomycota; Leotiomycetes; Helotiales; Sclerotiniaceae.